UGACGCGGGAGACUCCAACUCCCAUGAUGCAUCGCGGCGGAGCAGAGCCAACCCGCUGGCUCUGCCGUCGAGCUGCUCAUCGUCGCUGUCUCUCGGACCCGCAGGAGGAGAAAUGGCUGCAGCUCUGUCCCGUGCCCUCAAACUACCCGGGAAGAAGGGCUCGGAGCUUGGCGAGUACGACCCUCUCACCCAAGCAGACAGCGAGGACGAGAGCGAAGAGGACGACCUUGUCCUCAACUACCCCCGAAAUGGCCUCGGCAGGGACGGCUGCCUCGGCGCCAGCUCCUCCAAGCUGCGAAGUGGCAGAUCAGGAAGACUCGUGGGGGCCGACGAUGAGGCUCAGGAGGACGAGGAGGAGGAAGAGGAGGACGAGUGGAGAGAACGUCUCCCCAGCAAAUCCAGGCAGGACAGGGAGGAUGGGAAAGGCGUGCAGUACUGGAGCCACAGGGACUCAGGCAGGGACAGAGGCGGGGAGGACAGAGGAGGGCCCGGGCCCUUGGGGGGUUCUGGGCUGGGGGCUCAUAGCACCGAAGCAGAAGAGAAGAGGCUGAGGAUGAAGAACGCUAUCCGGAGUGCGUUCUUCCUGGUGCCUCUGGUCUGUGCCGCUCUGCUCGUGCUGCUGUGUGCAUUUCUGAUUCCGUGCCGGAAGGGAGAACUGGAAAAGAGGCCGCAGUGGGAGAGAGCACUGGGAGAUGCGGGAGGUGUCACACCGCCUGCGCUGGCGUUAUGGGAUGUCGAUGGUGAUUCAGUGGAGGAUGUGUUUCUGGGUGUCACUGAAUGGACCAAUGACACCCAUCCCACACAAGGGAACAAAAUUUACAGCGCGGUGGCCUUGUCUGCCGUCAGCGGUCAGGUUCUGUGGAGGAAAGUCAUGAAGGAGUCCGUGAUGUACAUCCAGUGUGGUCUGCAGUACAGCACCCAGCCGUCCCCUGUGGUCCUCCUCGUUGGGAAAUCCAUCCUCAUGGCGGUCAACGGCACCACAGGGAAGACCUUGUGGUCAGUCCUGCUUAAGAACAUUGAAUCCCAGGCGGUUUUACUUCCAGACCUCCAGGGCGACUCGGUCCCAGAUCUGCUGAUAGCCACCCUGCCUGCGGAUGAGCCGUUGGAUCUCUCCCUGACGUUGAUCUCGGGGCUGACGGGGGCGAAGCUCGGAGACCCCGUGCCUUUCAACCUCACUGGACAAGGAAAGCUGAUGGGUCCUCUGCUGCAUGAGACACAGCAAGGGGCUUACUACAUCCUCUUUGGACUGGGUAAUGUAGAGGCCAUCUCUCUACAUGAUAUCUACAUUAGAGCUGAUAGCAAGAUGCCCAUCACUCAGGCCCUCAGAAGGAAGGAUCCCGGGUGGGAGGGGCUCAAGAAAACCAACUCCUCCUCCUUCAUACACAUUUACAGAGGAUCUGAGCGAGUGGAGUUCCUGCUCCCUCUUGUGGCUGGUUUUGGUAACAGCCACAACGGCCUGGACACUGUUUCUAACCUCAACUCCACCAAAAGUGACUGGGUGCUGGUGUACGGCUCCAGCAAACUGUCCGUGCUCAGACAGAAGGACGUACGUAAAGAAUGGACCUUCAACUCGGCUCCCAUUCACAGCCCACCGGCCCCAGGACACUUCAACGAUGACGGAAUCCUUGAUCUCUUCAUUCAGCAUUCAGCAAAUGGCACCAUGAAGGCGCUGGUUGUUGAUGGUGCAAAUGGGCAUCUUCUUUGGUCGGCAGAGUUUGUGUGUCCUCAUCUUGUUUUGGAAACCUCCCCCAUCUCCACCUCAACUGGCCAAUCAGCUUUCCUCUUCUGGGCAAGCGAUCCAAUCAGAGCACAGAAGAAUGCCACCAAGACAACCGUGUCACCGGGUGCUGCUUCAGCGGAGCCGCUCAUCAGGAAACUCUUCCUGUUGCACCCCGCGCAUCCCACAAUCCUUCUGGAGCUCACCAGCACCACGGACACGGCAGUAACCUCUGCAGUGAGUUACCAGGAGCGCCAGAAAGACGCCUCCUACAUCACCGUGUCCUCCCGACCCACGCCCGAUUCUGAGCCCGGCGCCCGGAUAGUCAAGAGCAUGAGCCUCAGAGCGGCUAUCACCAAGGGACAAAUAGUCAGAGUGGAGGAGAGCAACAAGUCCGGGGGACCCGUCAAACCAGGCGUGUUUGAGGUCAACAAGUUCUUCAGGGGGCUGUCCUUCAAACACCAGUGAGGAGCCAUCGCUGCUACCGUGUCCUCACAGGAAGCGGGGCAACUCAAAGGACUCAUGCAAGGUUGAAAGGAUGACACUGAGAAUUCAUUUGGAGAUGUAUAUUGUUUGGUUCACUUAAGUAUGAAUUUGAUUUCUGUUACUUGAGAUUUCUGCGCAAAGAUUAUUUGUAGUUAGGUUGUGUUUUUAUUGCUUUGGUUUUUAUUAUGUUUGUACAAAGUUUAUUUAAAUUAUUUAACUUGCAUUUUUGGGAGGUCUUGAAUAUUUAAUUGAAUGUUGACAAUUGUUUGGACUUGAUGCCAAGAAGAGUAACUUUAUACUGUAGUUUAUUAUUGACAGUGAAGCACAAUAAUCCUGUAAACGUGUUUACAGUUUGCAGCACUCGCAUAACUCUUCUAAGGCCAGUAUAUUCUCGUGGCUUCAUUUUGUUCUCAUAAACCACUAAUAGUGUUCAUUCUGCUCAUCACCAAGUUGGAGUCUGUAAAUAUUUAAUGCUGUACAGUAUUUAUUGAAUCUGCUUCAACGUUUUGAACUUUCUUGUUUAACUUGUUGAUUUAUGUUGCGGAAUAUUUUAUGUUUAAAUAUUCAAGUUUCAAGUUUUUUCCCCCUCAGAAUAUAUGGCUGCUAAAGGUUAUGGCAUUUAAUUGUAAGCUGCAACUUCACAUAUCACCAG
Anoplopoma fimbria (sablefish) is the source of this 2855-nucleotide messenger RNA. It is a transcript of the gene fam234b, whose product is annotated as family with sequence similarity 234 member B. NCBI's taxonomy places the organism in Eukaryota, Metazoa, Chordata, Actinopteri, Perciformes, Anoplopomatidae. The record is from RefSeq and is a predicted model, not a curated record. The transcript is spliced from 13 exons. The coding region runs from base 113 to 2185 and encodes 690 amino acids.